Molecule: messenger RNA, 4497 nt
Organism: Lingula anatina
Lineage: Eukaryota; Metazoa; Brachiopoda; Lingulata; Lingulida; Lingulidae
Source: RefSeq, a predicted model, not a curated record
CCCCAGGGAGUUAGGUCGAUCUACAGUAGAUCGAUCUAAUCUCUGGGAAUGGGGUCUUAGACCCCAUUCGGAAUAGGGGACUAACCAGGCAGAGGGACAAAUAUGGCCGACCUACUUGAAUACUUCCCCACAGGAUAUCUAUUCAGUGUCUAUUAGUGGAUUAGACAGCAAGCUUUGUAGUGGGUUGCCCCUCGGACUAGUUAGUCCCCUGUUCAGAAUGGGUCCUUAGAAUUACCUGGUGCAUGAUGACACUCAAAAAAGGGCAUUAUAAACUUCAGAUAUGAUCAAUAUUUCAGUAAAAAUGAUGUUGUUGUACUGUGCUUCAAAUUUACAUAUGGAAGCCAAUGUUAAAUCCUGAUGAAAGCAACUUGAGUUGAUAUUUUAAUCAAGCUAUUUUAUGUUUUGAUGCUUAUCUUACAAGUGCUUACCAGUGUAAUUUGAUUAAAAAAGAUAUUACAGUGUUCAAGCGUAUUGAAUUUUUACUCUUAACAACUAAUAGUAUUUUUAUAACUUUGUAUGUUAACAUCCAAACCUGUUGGAUGAAAUAAAACUUGGGAAUACAACUUGAUGUUUAAGCAUUUUGAUGAGGGUUAAAGUAAAUGGUAGAUUUUUCUGCUCUGAAUGCAUUUUAUAUGAAUUGGUCCUUGGAUAGAGGAUUGAAUAGGGAUGCACAGUAAUAAUACAGCAUAAUUUUGAAUCCAAGAACAAGGCAUUUGUCCUGUCAGAUAGCAGUGGCAAAACUUCUGUAAUAUUUAUAUAAUUAGCACAUUGUAUUACCCUUAAUGGCUUUUUUUCUCAAAGAACUCUAGAAUGGGCCUGAUAAAUCUCUGAUCUGCAAAACUUUAGGUUUAACCAUUAUGCUAUCUUUUUUCAUAAAUAUUAAAUUGUACAAAUUUAAAAAAUGGAAAAUUGCUAAUGUUUUCACUAGUAUCGAUCAUGUCCAGCAUCUGGUACAUGUCCUUUUAUCAGCAGCUAAGAUAUAAACUGAGAAUUUCCACUGUUUAUGAUUGCAGAAUUGUGGGCUUUAGGUGUCGCUUUCUACCAAACAGUUGUUUAAUAAGAAAUUUGCAGAUAUUCUAGCAUGGGUAUUUGAAAUGUUAUGCCAUUUUUGAAGUGGUCAUAUCCAUGCUACACAUCUCUAGGUAAAACCUGUGUAACAAUUACACAAUCAGAAAAGGUGGAGCUUGCUUCUUGUAUGAGGACUUUGUGAUUGAUUUGUUAUAUGUUAAAAUAUCUCAGCCCAAACAUUGAUUUUUUACUAAGUUUCAGUUCAUGAUAUUGAUUUAGUACUCUGGAAAAAAAUUGUCUACUAAUCAUCCACAUUCCUGCUGUGCCUAUGAUGUAUCUGCUAUGGAAAAUGGGACACUUAUAACAGUUGGUGGUAGUGACACGUUGUACUACAGAAAUGGUUUCUUUGAUAGCUGGCACCUAACUUCUGAGGCAUGCUGUGUUAAAAAAGCAGCUGUCAUGGCAGACGGGAGGAUAAUUGGGGCAGGCACAGACAACCAGCUGAAGGUUAAGCAGAGUUUGAAUGACCCCUGGGUGACCAUUCCUAGCUCCUGCUGUAUCAUAGACGUCGCAAUCACACCAGAUGGCACCAUUGUUGGCCUGGGCACCAAUCAGAAUUUAUACCUGCGCCAGAAGCUUGAGUUUCCAUGGGUUCACGUCCCCAACUCUUGUUGUGUCACAGACAUUGGUUCAAAUGCAUUUGGGCACCGUUUUGAUAUCACCAGCAGUUAUUUGGAUGGGACAAUAUCAGAGUCCUCCCACUGCUGCACAAACAACCUAGCUGCUGACUGCGGGACGGAGAAUGGAGAGCUAUUCACAAGUUAUGGAUCAACUAUUGCUUGGUGUUCAAGCUCUAAUGAUGAAUCUCAGUACCUUCAGGUUGAUUUGGAUGACAUUUACCUGGUCUCUAGGGUUGCUGUUCAAGGACGGUAUAAUAGCAAUCAGAUGGCAAAAACUUACCAAGUGUUUUAUUCUACUGAUGGGACACAUUUUGAUUGUUAUAGAGAGGAUGUAAACUCUCACUGUAUGAUGUUUUCUGCCAACCAAAAUAGUUAUGCCCAUGUCCCUGUAGUUCAGUCAUUUAACCACUCCGUGUAUGCUAAACACAUACGAUUUAGAUUCUGGUCUUGGGUAAACCAUUUAUCGGCUAAAGUAGGAGCUUUUGGCUAUAAACCAAGCCGUUUCCUUCCUCACCAGAAUUUAACCAAUGCAGGUAUCACAGGCACUUGUAGUUAUAAGCGUAGUAAUGGUGACAUUGUCAUGGUGCUGGCCCAGGAACACGAUGCUUGGUAUAACACAGAAGUGGAUACAUACGGCUAUGUCUAUGUGUGGAACAAGGAGAUGAAGAUGUUCCUGAGCACGGCAGCACUUCCGACCCCAUAUGGAGGCAGUGAUUGCGGUUUGUUUGAGAGCAACAAUACUAUGCAUGCUGUUCUAAAAAGUGACCCAACCGAUAGUCUUGUCUUCAAACUGCCUGAUGCGAUCACAAGACCUACCACAAUGUCAGUAAUUGGAGAGGAUAUAGUGGCAACCACACGUAAAGAUGCCAGUCCGCACUAUUAUGUGGUAAAUUUGAGGCACAUUUUCCCCUCUGAUGGUGAGGUAUUUGCCUGGCAAUACUAUGCCGCAGGUUCCGGGGGACCUUUAAUUUUCUAUAUUUUCCGCCCUCUGUCUGGGACUUGUCAGUUUGAAAUAGUGGGAGAAUAUAAGGUGAACUCAGUCAGAGAAACUGGAUAUAGAGAGAUAACUCUCCCUGUUAACCAGCGGAUGCGUGUUAAGGCAGGGGACCUGUUUGGUUUUGCAUGGUUUGAUACUGGGAUUAUGGGCUUUCCAAGUCAUGACUCUACCAUGCAGGAUGUGUAUCUUCCCCUGGCUGCAAGCAUCUGUCUGGCAUCACAUGGUGGCACAGCUCCUACUGCUGGUCAAACUGUGACGCUUUCGACUGAUUCCCCAAGAUAUUACUCUAUGAGAGCAAUAUGGCAGCCAUACAAUGAUUCCAAUAGUCCCCAAGCUCUGGGUAUGGAGAGUGGUGCUAUCCCAGAUAGUGCCCUCAGUGCUAGUCAUUCACACGGUGACUGCCACCUCACCAGAGCCAGGUUGAACUAUUUUGAUGACACUAUCAUUGGCAAUUCUUGGUGUGGUCUUACUUCUGGCACCUACUGGUUACAGAUAGACUUACAGGAUUACUACAUGGUCACUGGGGCUGCCUCUCAGGGACGUCCUCCCACCAGUGUUUGGUCUAGUCCAGGACAGUGGGUCACCCAGUACGAGCUUCACUUUUCAACAGAUGGAACUCAGUUUUCAUGUUACAAAGAUCAACAGGCAUCGUGCAGGGCAUUUACAGGCAAUUCCAACCCCACAGCAGUUGUCCACAAUGACCUCCCUAAACCAUACUUGGCUCGCUAUGUCCGCUUCUAUCCCAAAGCUAUAUACGGCUAUGGUUCCAUGAGGGUAGAGCUAUAUGGAUACCCUACAGACUGGAGUAUGCUGGCAGCAGUUCCUAACAGUCAAGGUGGAAAAUCUGUUGAUGUCACAGAGUUCAGUGGAGAGGUAUUUGCGGCUGUGACAAAAACAAGCACCAUGACAGUCUCUAAAUGGAACACAAACACCCAAGCAUUUGACGAAAUCCAGAAUUUAAAUGUUGGGCCUACUGCAGCAAAACCAUCCUUCUUUAAAGCAGGUGGCAAGCUGUACCUGACCGCAGCAGACGAAAAUGCAUCCCAAGUGACCAACCCAGUCUAUGUAUGGGACGGGAGUAGUUGGUCGUCCCACACCACACUGGACGGACACAGUGCCAAAGCCAUCAUUCCUUUCCAGCGUGACCGGGACACUUUCCUGGCUGUGCUGAACUACUUCAGUGAUCAGCAUUCCAGUUCUCAUGCCAGACACUAUGAUGCCUACCCCUUCAUAUACAAGUGGGCUUGAUUGGCAUUACCAAUCUUGACCUCAUUAAUUGUGCCUUAAUGAAUUCUGCUGUAUGUGAGUUUGCUUACUGUAAAUGAAGUCAACUUUCGCGUAAUCUUACAAAUCUGACAAAAUACUUAUCUGCGUUAUGGAAAUAAUCAAAUUCUGUUUUUCUCUGUUUAAUAUCUAUUGAUAUGUUUUAUAUACUGAUAUUUUUACCAUAUAUCUUUUUCUCUCCAACUUACAUUACAAUGAGUUUCAGCAGUUUCAUUUUAAAUUGAUGGACUUUGUUUUAGAGUUUUGACGAUGCCAUUUCAGGCAAAUGGCAAAGUUUUAUGGUAUUGUGGUUAAGUGAGAUGUCAGUCUUUUCAAAGCAAAAAUAAUCUAUAUAAUUUUGUGUGCACUGUGAUAUAUCAUCAUUUUCUCAAUUAAGCAAAAUUUUCUAAAAUCUUAAUGAGAUAUAUUGAUGUCAGGAAGUUAAGAUACUGCAAGCAUAAGAUCAUUUCAUGCACAAUCUGCAUGUGCUGAGGAACUUUAUAUUCAGCAAAAGAAGUUGGACUAUUUCCUGACAUCUCUAGGUAUGUU